Molecule: messenger RNA, 1282 nt
Organism: Syngnathus acus (greater pipefish)
Lineage: Eukaryota; Metazoa; Chordata; Actinopteri; Syngnathiformes; Syngnathidae
Gene: oser1
Product: oxidative stress responsive serine-rich 1
Exons: 5
Coding region: 381-1202 (273 amino acids)
Biological process (GO): cellular response to hydrogen peroxide
Source: RefSeq, a predicted model, not a curated record
UCAGCGGCGCUGUUGCCUUGUACGAGCGCAGUCACGACAGGCGACGACGGCGAGGGCCUACGUUUUGAUCCUUUUUCUUAUUAUUUUUUUCUUCUUCGUUUUCUGCGGGUUUUUCGUCGCGUUCAAUUGACGUCAGUGGACAAGCGACGCACUUUAGUGUUUUCACCGUGGAAGCACGGCACGAAGCGGCGUCGUUCGCCUCGCUAGCCGCGUCAGACGCCGAGCGUGAGCGACUGGGCGGCCGCCGUCCUCGGCGGCCUCUAUGCGCGCUCUUCAGCCGCCCGGCACCGCGUGGACUUUGUGAAGAGGCAGAUGACGGUUUCCCCACAUGGACAGUGCGGCCUGUUCCGUGAGCCAAAGGGGGGUGCAGGACCCUCGACAUGGCUGCAGGUGGUCCGGAGCACAAGGAGGAAACCCUGCAGACGGCCUUUAAGAAGCUGCGAGUGGAUGCCAACAAGGCGCUCGUGGCAGCCGGCGUGCCUGAAACUCCUCGAGUGGUGUCCGUGGCCAAACACGGUGGUGCGUCCAAGGACAACUGGCAUGGCUGUGCAAGGAAAGCGUCGCGGGGAGCCAGUAGGACGCCGCGGCGGCGGCGCUCCGAGUCACCCAUUCUGCACCCCCCAAGAUUCACCUACUCUGUCACGACAACGCCUGCGGGAGGCCUCAAACAGCGCACCAAGCUCGGCCCCACCUCCCCCGUCAGCUUCAGCGGGGCCACUUCUCGACCCCCCAGUGCAGCCAUUCUCCCUUCUGAGCUUGCGGAGAAGGACCGGCACGGCUCAGGAAGCGCCCGGGAAAAGGACGACACCCACGCGUCUGACUUUGGACUUUUGUCCAAGCGGCGCGUCGACGGUGGCCUGUGUGCGUGCUUGCCUGCAGGCGACGGCCUGAAGGCUCGGGAGGAAGUGAGCGACGGCACCGCCCCGUGUCGCUGCACAUCCGAAGCGGGCGCUUGGGGUGCUGUACGUGCAUACUCCUUCACGGGACUGCGUGACGUCAUCUCGGAUUGCGAGCAGCGCAGCGGAGCCCCGGCCCUCCGGAGCACUGGCCCCACCCUCUCCCCGGCCUCCCCUCGCACGUGUUCUUCGCAGGCGCUGGUCUCGGUUGAUGACGUCACCAUGGAGGACCUGGCCGGUUAUGUGGAGUUCUACCUCUACAUCCCCAGGAAGAUGUCGCACAUGGCCGAGAUGAUGUACACAUGAGCGUGCACCCGCGUGCCAACGUGACCUGUCUGAUGAUGUUUGCGCACUCAUCCUGCUUCAAUAAAGUUCAGCGUUUGGAA